This is a messenger RNA of Cebus imitator (Panamanian white-faced capuchin), 1612 nucleotides long. It is a transcript of the gene CDC20, whose product is annotated as cell division cycle 20. Gene Ontology annotation, biological process: positive regulation of anaphase-promoting complex-dependent catabolic process; anaphase-promoting complex-dependent catabolic process; positive regulation of ubiquitin protein ligase activity. NCBI's taxonomy places the organism in Eukaryota, Metazoa, Chordata, Mammalia, Primates, Cebidae. The record is from RefSeq and is a predicted model, not a curated record. Gene Ontology annotation, molecular function: ubiquitin ligase activator activity; anaphase-promoting complex binding; protein binding. The transcript is spliced from 9 exons. Bases 357 to 1541 code for a protein of 394 amino acids. Gene Ontology annotation, cellular component: anaphase-promoting complex.
AGAGGUGACUCGAGGACGCGGAGGCAGCGCAUGCCCCGCCCCGCCUGCCUUCCAGCACCGGUCCUCUGGCGCCGACUCCCAGUCCCUCUCGCAGCCUUCAAAUCGCGCUCCGCAUCUGGACUCUCGUGAGAGCUGAGACUUGUCCCGGAAGACCCGCCCCCUGAGCUGGAGAGGCCAAUGGGCGAGGGCAACGGUUGCGACGGUUGCGUUUUGAAGGAGCCAAUGGGUGCUCGGAGCGGAGAGUUUAAGAGGCUUAAGCCAGGCGUGUUGAAGCCGGUCCGAACUGCAACCUGAUAGGGAGCGCACGGGCUCCGCAGGCACCAACUGCAAGGACCCCUCCCACUGCGGGCGCUCCCAUGGCGCAGUUCGCGUUCGAGAGUGACCUGCACUCCCUGCUUCAGCUGGAUACACCCAUCCCCAAUGCACCCCCCGCGCGCUGGCAGCGCAAAGCCAAGGAAGCCGCAGGCCCGGCCCCCUCACCCAUGCGGGCCGCCAACCGAUCCCACAGCGCCGGCAGGACUCCGGGCCGAACUCCUGGCAAAUGCAGUUCCAAGGUUCAGACCACUCCUAGCAAACCUGGCGGUGACCGCUAUAUCCCCCAACGCAGUGCUGCCCAGAUGGAGGUGGCCAGCUUCCUCCUGAGCAAGGAGAACCAGCCUGAAAACAGCCAGACGCCCACCAAGAAGGAACAUCAGAAAGCCUGGGCUUUGAAUCUGAACGGUUUUGAUGUAGAGGAAGCCAAGAUCCUUCGGCUCAGUGGAAAACCACAAAAUGCCCCAGAGGGUUACCAGAACAGACUGAAAGUACUCUACAGUCAAAAGGCCACGCCUGGCUCCAGCCGGAAGACCUGCCGUUACAUUCCUUCCCUGCCAGACCGUAUCCUGGAUGCCCCAGAAAUCCGAAAUGACUACUACCUGAACCUUGUGGAUUGGAGCUCUGGGAAUGUCCUGGCUGUGGCACUGGACAACAGUGUGUACCUGUGGAGUGCAAGCUCUGGUGACAUCCUGCAGCUUUUGCAAAUGGAGCAGCCUGGGGAAUAUGUAUCCUCUGUGGCCUGGAUCAAAGAGGGCAACUACUUGGCUGUGGGCACCAGCAGUGCUGAGGUGCAGCUAUGGGAUGUGCAGCAGCAGAAACGGCUUCGAAAUAUGACCAGUCACUCUGCCCGAGUGGGCUCCCUAAGUUGGAACAGCUAUAUCCUGUCCACCUUGGCUAUAUGUCAUGCACACACCAGCUCCUCUCCACAGGUAUGCUCCAUCCUCUGGUCUCCCCACUACAAGGAGCUCAUCUCAGGCCACGGCUUUUCACAGAACCAGCUGGUUAUUUGGAAGUACCCAACCAUGGCCAAGGUGGCUGAACUGAAAGGUCACACAUCCCGGGUCCUGAGUCUGACCAUGAGCCCAGAUGGGGCCACAGUGGCAUCCGCAGCAGCAGAUGAGACUCUGAGGCUAUGGCGCUGUUUUGAGUUGGACCCUGCACGGCGGCGGGAGCGGGAGAAGGCCAAUGCAGCCAAAAGCAGCCUCAUCCACCAAGGCAUCCGCUGAAGACCAAGCCAUCACCUCAGUUGUUUUUUAUUUUUCUAAUAAAGUCAUGUUUCCCUUCAUGUUUAUCUGUU